Molecule: messenger RNA, 268 nt
Organism: Sphaeroforma arctica JP610
Lineage: Eukaryota; Ichthyosporea; Ichthyophonida
Exons: 1
Source: RefSeq, a predicted model, not a curated record
GGAUGUACAUCUCUUGACGAGACCCAGCACACCAUCAUCCAACCCACGCAGAACGCGCUAUGGCGACAGCCUGCAUGUACUGCUCACCUUCGCUCGAUUGUCGAUAAAUCACACCAAUCGGUGAUGUUCGGUAUCACCCGUAGUGAUGGUGGCGAUCGGAUGUUCACGUGCACAACCAUGGAUGCUGCAACUAAUAUGAAUUUAUAUUUUGUAUAUCCAUUAUCCGCAGCACACACCUCUCCUAUUGGCACUGACAGUGGGGUUGCAG